Molecule: messenger RNA, 1267 nt
Organism: Diachasma alloeum
Lineage: Eukaryota; Metazoa; Arthropoda; Insecta; Hymenoptera; Braconidae
Exons: 4
Coding region: 10-1059 (349 amino acids)
Biological process (GO): regulation of transcription by RNA polymerase II
Cellular component (GO): transcription regulator complex; nucleus
Source: RefSeq, a predicted model, not a curated record
UUGUAAAUUAUGGCGUCUGACCAUGAAUUGACGACAAGCCCCUUCAUGGUGAUACUAGAAGAAGAAUUAGCUGAGACAAUGUCCAGUGACAGCGAUAUCUUCCAAAAGGACCAGAUGAAUUCGCUUUAUAAGGAGGGGGAUGAAUUGUUAAUUGAAUUAGUUCGAUCUUAUCGUCAUCUGUGGGAUAAAAAACAUCCGGACAAGGAGCCAGAACUGGUGGAGAGUUCGUGGAUGGAGAUAGCUGAGAGCAUGUUGCUAAGUGUAUCUGAAUGCAAAAACCGAUGGAUAAGGUUGAAACAGUAUUACUCGAAGGAGAGACACAAACGGGAUGAGGAGGCGAAGAGUGGCAGAGGAAGAGGAUCAAGAAAAAGUUGGGCACUUUUUGAAUGCAUGACUUUCAUGGAUAAACACAUAUUAAAGAGAAGAACUUAUUCGGGUGCGCGGAGGAGUCAAAUAGAAGCUUCAUUCGACAGUGAGGAAAAUGAGACAGUCAGGCAAAAUGAAUUAAUUUUCCAGAAACGCCCUGCACUUGUGGCCUCGUCAGACGACCCCCUGGGUGAGUCCGUUGUCUUUCCAAGAAAGUCUCAGCGCCUGGUGGCGGCCGAAAACGGCGAGAAGGAAGCAGACGAAGACUCUAGUGAAUUGUUACACGACUUAACGACAGAGUCUCUGUCUCCCUCGAGGCCAUCAUCAGCUGCGCAAGUGGAGAUCAGAACAGAAACAGCGGAGACAACGUGCAACGCAGGAAAGAGGCCAGCACCGAAGGUGCUGGCAGAAACCUCCAGAUCAUCUCCAUCAGCAUCACCAACAAAACCAUCUCGUCUGCAGGAGAUGGGACCCACGAACAUUGCAGACUCCCUCGUGGAGUCCUUUCGUCAGGCAACAGAAUGCAUCUCUGUCGUCGCUCAUAAACUAAUCCAGAGUGAUCCGAGUGAUCAGGAUCAAGCCCUCGUGAACAUGAUUUUAGCACUGCUGAAGGACUCCGAUGGCCCGAGGAGGGUUGAGUUCAGAAGACAACUGAUGAGUCUGACGAUGGAGUACAUGUUCCCCGAGACGUGAAGGAUGAGGAGUUGGAGAUGUUUGAUGAAUGUUUCUCAUUUAUUCAGUCCAAAUGGGUUUUGGAGGAUUUAUUCAUUGUAAAAAUGGAAUGAAAUGUCGAGACCCUUUGAGGCUCGGGGUUUGGGGGUUUGUAGAGUACGUUCCUCAAGUCAAAUAGGCCGCAAUAAUCUCACGGUGUAAAUUAAUAUGAGGGCACCACCCUACGGUA